Striga asiatica is the source of this 687-nucleotide messenger RNA. The record is from the annotation of a GenBank genome assembly. Lineage: Eukaryota; Viridiplantae; Streptophyta; Magnoliopsida; Lamiales; Orobanchaceae.
AUGGAUGCAUCGUUCAUCAUCCGUGUUGACUGCCUCGACAUCCCAAUCACGAUUUUACCCCCGUCCGUAGAUGCAAAUAUUCGGUCGAGGUUGGUUGUGAAAAUUCAUUUGUGCAACCACAAGUGGGACAAAAGAAGGGGACACUUUGACAAUGGCAUAGAAGAAGGGGACACUAUUGUUUUCAACCAUGUUACAGUUGACAUGUUCGAAGUUAUUUUUUUCGAUAAACAAGGAAGUGUGAAAUCUCCUCCCGCUAAGGGAGCUCAUUCACCUUAUGCUGCCAUGACGAACAACGACGAUGUACAACAAAUGGCAGCCGUAUUUCGGGGACCAGGAUGGAGCGAGCAGGACGUGUUGGUGUGUUACAGACUCUUCUUUGAAAAGGCUCUCGCAUUGCCCGACAUUCACAGGCCGUCGGUGUUCAACUCAAUAUGGAAACCACUGGCGCGAGAUUUGUCACAAGUAUUGGGCAGAUCUGUUGAAAGUCGGGCUGUUAGAGAACAAAUACAACGGCUAAGGAACCACUACAACCUUUUCAGGAAGUUUCUGCAGAGAACGCGCUCAAAAUCCAUUCUGAAAGUGGCGAGGGUGAACCAAUUCUAUUGGUUAUACGUGUGGCCCGAGAAAAACCCUAUCGAACGAUUUCUCCAAACAACUGGCUUCAAGUGGCACGACGAAUGCAUGCUG